CUGACUUUAUGGGAAACGGAAAGACUUAGAGUUGUGAAUAAUCAAAGAAGAAGGAGCGUCGCUCGCUAGGAAAGGAAACCUUGAAUCUUCCUCUGGAUUUUGUCCAGAUAGCAUCUUCUAUAGCUUAUAUUUUUUAAUCGUAAACCCUCCAUUAUCUAAAGGCCUGUUUUUUUUAACUGAAAUUUUGAGUGUAGUGGAUAGCAAGUCUAAGCCUAUGGAUGUUAAUGGACUAAUAACUAAGGUGACAUGGAAGAUUGAAGUUUUGAGUGAUGUUGGUAGUAAGUCUAUGGGUCGUAAUGGACAAUUAACGAAGGUCACAUGGAGGAUUGAGAACUUCUCCACUAUUCAAGACAAGAAGCUUUGCUCUGAAAAUUUCACUGUUGAUGGCAACAAAUGGCAACUUAUUAUCUACCCAGGGGGGGCCAAUGAGGCUUUUUUGUCAAUUUUUUUAGGUGUUGCAGAUUCUGCAACUUUGGCUUCCGGAUGGACUAGAUAUGCCCAUUUCGGAUUGCUGUCAUCGACCAAUUCGAUCGUGAAAAUUCCAAAACACGAGGCCGUUGAACUUGAACAGCCUGCUGAGGAAGACAUGAACACAUUCUUCACUAUCUUAGAGUACGAGCUUUCAAGCUCUAGAAUUGUUUAUUCUAAAGAAGAAGCAAAGGAAGCACUGGCUAAAAUAAACGAAGCCUUGAAUAUGACCCCAGUUGAUCUUAACGAUUCAGGGAAGAUUUCUCCACUUAAGCAGGCAUUCAUGAUCCUAGCUAGUUUUGAUGGUUCCUCCACCACCCUUACAAUUGAGCAAAAGAAUGAGUUGUUGGGCUUGGAGGAAAGAUUGAAAGAACUAGCUAACCGAGCAGCGAAAGCAGUGCAGGACAAGAAUCAACUUACUGCGAAGGAAUCUAUCAAGCGGACAAUGACUCGUAGUUUGGAGAGCAGCCUCAUCAGAUAUAAGGAGGUCGAAACAGAGGUGAAACAGGUGGAUCAAAUACUUGCUGCCCGCCAUGAGGAAGUUGUAGAAGCACAAAAGAAAAGGGAGAAGAUGUUGGCUGAACGAAAUGGGAUAUACAGAAGUUGCAAGGAAAUGAAAAUGAAGUUGGAUGCAUUGGGAAAGGAAUGGGCAGUGUAUGAGGCCACUGCCAGGGUUGGUGAGGAAGAAGAGAAGAGUGUUGAGGCUGAAUGGGGAAGAAUCAAAGAUUUCAUCUCUUCCAUUAACGGAAAGAUUUAAGAACUGUAGAAGGAAUUUUGUAGGAUUGGUAUUUUGAGUUAGAUAUGCAUCUUGAUUUGUGUAAUUGGUUUUGCUUUUGUCUAAUAUUGUGUUUAAAAUAUUUUCUAGAAAUUAUGUAUUUUCUAAAUUAUCCUUA
Molecule: messenger RNA, 1361 nt
Organism: Gossypium raimondii (Peruvian cotton)
Lineage: Eukaryota; Viridiplantae; Streptophyta; Magnoliopsida; Malvales; Malvaceae
Product: protein RESTRICTED TEV MOVEMENT 3-like
Exons: 3
Coding region: 215-1225 (336 amino acids)
Molecular function (GO): protein binding
Source: RefSeq, a predicted model, not a curated record